AUGAAGAAGGAAGAGCUGGACUACGUGCUGGUGCCGCUGGGGCUGGCGCUGAUGGCCGGGUACCACGCGUGGCUGCUCCUCCGCGUCCGCCGGCACCCGGCGACCACCGUCAUCGGCGUGAACGCCAUCAACCGCCGCAUCUGGGUUCGACACAUCAUGGAGGAGCCGUCAGGGAAGCACGCGGUGCUGGCGGUGCAGACGAUCCGCAACAACAUCAUGGCGUCGACGCUGCUAGCCUCGACAGCCAUCACCCUGAGCUCGCUGAUCGCCGUCCUCAUGUCCAGCGGCGGCGGAGGCGGAGGCGCCACCGCCGCCUCCAACAACAACAACAACAACAACAGCGACGGCGGGCUCCUCCCUGGCGCGCCGCUGGUGGUGGGCAUGACGAGCGCGCCGGCGCUGUCGGCCAAGUUCUUCGCGAUCCUGGUGUGCUUCCUGGUGGCGUUCCUCCUCAACGUGCAGUCCAUCCGGUACUACAGCCACGCGAGCGUGCUAGUGAACGUGCCCGCGCCGCCGCCGCCGCGGCGGCGGCGGAGGACCGUCGGGUACGUCACCGACAUGAUCAACCGCGGCAGCUACUUCUGGUCGCUGGGCGCGCGCGCCUUCUACUUCUCCUGCCCCGUCUUCCUCUGGCUCUUCGGCCCCAUCCCCAUGUUCGUCGCGUGCGUCGUGCUGGUCUGUGCGCUCUACUUCCUCGACGUGUGCAAGGACUGGGAAGAGGAGGAGAGGGAGGAGGAAGACGACGAUCGCCAUGGACGACGACACCGUCAUUGUAUUAGUGAUGAUGACGACGAGAGGUCCAGACAAGGGAAGGAUGCAGAGCAGCAAGUGUAGAGGUGGAUGUGCUACGCAUUUUAGGCUAGAAGAAAAUAAUAAUAUUUCGAGAUCGAUUAUACUGUCAACUGAUGAAGUGAGAUU
This is a messenger RNA of Sorghum bicolor (sorghum), 918 nucleotides long. RefSeq lists its product as uncharacterized. The transcript is spliced from 2 exons. Bases 1 to 834 code for a protein of 277 amino acids. Lineage: Eukaryota; Viridiplantae; Streptophyta; Magnoliopsida; Poales; Poaceae. The record is from RefSeq and is a predicted model, not a curated record.